Messenger RNA from Pimephales promelas (fathead minnow), 1988 nucleotides. RefSeq names its product reticulon 2b (gene rtn2b). Gene Ontology annotation, biological process: brain development; neuron differentiation; endoplasmic reticulum tubular network formation. Gene Ontology annotation, cellular component: endoplasmic reticulum membrane; neuron projection; postsynaptic density. Lineage: Eukaryota; Metazoa; Chordata; Actinopteri; Cypriniformes; Leuciscidae. The record is from RefSeq and is a predicted model, not a curated record.
UGCUGACAUCGCUAGGAUGGCCAAAAAAAGCCCAGAGGGUUCUUGGCGUUCUGGGAGGAGAGGGGGUUUGGUGUGGAAGCAGCAGAAAUGGCCAGCAAAGUGUUGGAUCUGUUAUACUGGCGAGAUGUGGGGACCACCGGGCUGGUGUUUACUGGUUUGGUUGUGGGUUUGGCUUGUUUGUUCCAGCUCAGUGCCAUCACGGUCCUGUCCAACCUCGGUUUGGGCAUUAUGGCCUUCACCCUCCCUGUGCGCUUCCUUUACAAAGCUUCGACACUUGUCCGCCUCAGCGAUGGAUCUCAUCCCUUCCAGUCAUAUUUGGAUGAGGACCAUACGCUGACAGAUGAGGACACAGUCCGCAUGGCGGAACAAAUCGUUCUGCUGAUUGCUACGGCUGUCACCGAAAUAAAGAGGCUGUUCUUCAUCGAUAGCAUCAUGGACUCAGUGAAGUUUGUUGUGUUCCUGUAUUUGUUGACAUAUGUGGGGGUCCAAGCUAAUGGUCUCACGCUGGUGAUGACCGGUGUGAUAUGUGCCUUCUCUCUGCCACUGUUAUACAGACUUCAACAGGGGAGGAUUGACAAGAUUGUUAAAGCAAUCAAAAAACUUGUGGAUAAAAUCACAGAAAUAGUUGAUCUUGUGGUUUCCCUGGCCAAACCUGCACCAGCCCAAGCACCUUCCCCCACCUCCACACCAAGAAAUAAGCAGAAGACUAAAUGAAGAGGAGGGAGAGAGAAAUGUGGAGUACACUGAACAAAGAAUGUCUUACGUUGCAGCUGCAGCCCUGCGUGUUAGGGGGUUAUGAACGAGCGCUAUGUUAUACAGUACUUUUCUUACGGUGCUAGGAAACUCUUAACCAGGUCUUCUCAAAAGAAUAAAGCAAAAAGCUUCUUCAAGAAGUACACGUCAGUCAAGAGAAGUCUAGAUGUACACCUAUUGUAUUCAUUUAUUUCAUUCAAACUGUCUUUUAUAACUAGUAACUGUAUAAAGCUGUGUCAUAUUUAUAAUCCUUGGUUAAUUUUGCCUGACAAGGCUUUUCUACUGAUUUUCAUAGAAACAGCUGAGCCUAGUGACAGUUGCAGUAUGUUUUUCUCCACUAGAGGGUACAAUGUGACCACACAAUCACAGCAGUUCUCAGUGGGAACAGCACGUUAAAGAAAUUUUUGUUUAACAAUUUUGGAGUUUACAAUUCACACUGGGAUUGUUCUCAUUUGGUUUUUAAAAUUUAAUACUGAAUGUUACAUGGCAAUUCAAAACUAAUUUAUAAGUCACUAUGAAACAAGUUGAUUUGCUUCCAUGUCUUUGUCCGUCUUUUGUGCAACACGACCCCAGUAAACAUGCGUUUUCAAUGUUAUUUGCCUGUUUUUGCAUCUGACAACAUACAAAACAUCUCAUCAUAUAUUUUGGACCAUGCACAGGAAUAAGCAGCUGCUGAGGAUGCAGCUGAUUAGAGAUGACUACGGAGAGUCCAAAGGAACAGCGAUUUCAAAACAUUCAAUUAUAUCCUGGUUGCAGAUGACAUUCUGAUGCUGAACAGAAACAAAUAGAAUGUCUUUUGAUGAUCAAAUACUUCCAUGCUGGGAUUUCCAUAAACAAAAUAUGGUUAUUGUCUUCACAGACUUUUAAUAAAUAUCUCUAUACCAUCCGUAGAAUGACAACAUUUAUGGAGGGGACUGUUUAGAAAGCACGAGAAGAACAUUUCGCACACUACGAGAAGAUGACACUCAAUGUAAAAGGAAGAAUACCAAGUACUCAUCUGUCAAGAAAAACUGCACUCAUGGAAUAUUUUGUAUUCAUUGCCUUUUUUUAUAACCUACUUCAGACUGACUUAACUUUAAAUUGUCACUGUGUGUCAUUUUUUUUUUUUUUUUGUUAAAUGAUAGUAGUGGGAAAUCUCUAAAUAUGAAGAAACUUGACAUUUAGAAGUUUUUAAACUUUAUUAAGCUUUUCUAAAUAGCGGUAGGCUAUGUAAUUAAAUUCCCUGUCUGACUGAA